Molecule: messenger RNA, 135 nt
Organism: Funneliformis geosporum
Lineage: Eukaryota; Fungi; Glomeromycota; Glomeromycetes; Glomerales; Glomeraceae
Source: the annotation of a GenBank genome assembly
AAUGUUUCGUUUGUUAUUCAUGACAUCGAGGCACAAUCUGCAGAAAUCCAAACAAAAUUAAUGCGCGAAGUUGAAGUUAUUGAUUUGAAGAGAUUUAAAGUUAUGAAUAAUUCAAUCUAUCAGAAAUUAUCAUAG